Molecule: messenger RNA, 3577 nt
Organism: Penicillium brasilianum
Lineage: Eukaryota; Fungi; Ascomycota; Eurotiomycetes; Eurotiales; Aspergillaceae
Source: the annotation of a GenBank genome assembly
CACUCACUCCAUCCCGUGGGGCACCUGCUUGCUUAAUUGUCAAUGAACGCUCCAAUGCAGCCCAAUUAUGCUCGGGGUUAUCCCCAGGCCGCCCAACGGUCUCCAGCCACGGCCCGUCGAGCCCAAGGACCAGCCGGCGCGAUGCCCGUUCCAAUGCCUCAGCAUGCGGUGAACCCCCAAUAUAUGGCCGCACAGCGCGCGAUGCCUCACCCUAAUGAUGCGGCUCUUCGGCGUAGCCGCAAGCCGACCGACAAGAACAUCCCCGAAGGCAUUGAAGAGGUUAUCAUCGGCGAGGGCGUCGAACAAUACAAGAACCUUCGCGACCUGGAGAAGCGACUCGACGCCGCCAUCGUUCGCAAGCGCCUGGACAUCCAAGACUCUAUCAGCAAGACUGUGAAGAAGUAUCGCACCCUCCGCAUCUGGAUUACCAACACCGUCGAGAAUCAACCCUGGCAAGGAGCCGGCAGCAACCCCGGUUCUGGUCGGUAUAAGGUACGCAUUGAGGGCCGGUUGCUGGAUGACGAUAAUGACCCUACUGUCCCUGAGGACGACGAUGAGGGUGACAAGGACGAUGCGAUGGACCAAGACAAGGAUGGGGCAGAUGGUUCGAAGAAGGCAGAGCCCAAAAAGCCUUCUCAGAGGCUCUCGCAUUUCUUCAAGACCAUCACUGUCGAUUUCGACAAGCCAGCCAGCAACGUAAUCGAUGAAGUCAAACCCGUGACCUGGACCAAGCCUCAGGUUCCCCCGAAUGCGACGUCAGCACCACCAAAUGCCGAGUUCGAUAGCAUACAGUUCACUCGCAGCUCGCAGGAAAACGUGAACGUUACCAUCAGCUUGGUGAGGGAUGAGACACCCGAGCGGUACAAGCUGAGCAAGGAGCUUGCUGAGGUGUUGGACGUUGAGGAGGAGACUCGGAGCGGAAUUGUGCUCGGAAUUUGGGACUACAUUCGUGCCAUGGAACUGCAAGAAGACGAGGAGAAGCGACAAGUUCGCUGUGAUCAUCGCCUGCGCUCGAUCUUCGGCCGCGACCAAAUGUUCUUCCCUCAGAUUCCAGAGAGCAUUGGGCCCCACACCAGCCCUAUGGAUCCGAUCAAGCUUCCUUACACUAUCCGUGUCGACGAGGACUUCCACAAGGAUCCCACUCCCACUAUCUACGACAUCCAGGUUGCCGUGGAAGAUCCUUUGCGCCAAAAGAUGAUGGCUCUUACUCAAAAUCCCCAAUACACAGCCGGCUUGCGCCAGAUCGCUUCGCUGGACGACCAGGUCGCGCUCAUCGUCCAGGCUCUCACCCACUCCCGAGCCCGCCACUCCUUCUACACUGCCCUGAGCAAAGAUCCCGCCACCUUCCUGCGCCGCUGGGUCAACUCCCAGCGUCGGGAUCUUGAGACUAUUCUCGGCGACGCCAAUGGGGUUGGCGAUGGUAGUGGACCCGAGUUCCGCCGUGGUGGCCCCGAGAGUGCCUGGGAGACCCCCGUGGCGAAGGAGGCAGUACGCUAUAUGCUGGCAAAGCCCGAGGCGGCAGCACCUCGGUAAAUGGCUUGAUAUCUGGGAUUUUUGUCGCCAUGGCGGCUUCUUAUGUACUUUGAUUCUCUGAUUGUGGCGCUUAUGCGGUGUUGGGUCUGGUGUAGCUAGGUUAUGUAUGGCAGGGCUAAUCAUUUAUUUUAAAAUCUUGAUGUUCAUGACACUGUCAUCCAAUUGUCAAACCUUCGAACAACUCGGCCGUAAUACAUAAAUUUAGGGUAGUCCCAGGCAUGCAAUGUGCUACACCAUGAAACCUCUUCUAAGCCACCAUCUUGGAUUUAUCCAUACUAGGCUACAGAUGGUGCGCGAGGCAAUUUCGAGAACAAUUAAGAAAACUAUACACAUUCAGCAUGAGUUUAAACAACCAAGUAGAACAAAGCAGAACCCCCGAACGCUAUUGCGUUGAUGCACGAGAUAAUAUAAAGCAAGGUCGUCAUAAAACCCAGCUCCUAGGGCUGGCCGGAUUCGAAACGAUCAUCCCCAAAACAUCAUACUGAGAACCAAGGAUAAUAUCCGCUCAAUUCUCUAUACAAUUGACUCUGAAUCAAGUGGGUCAUGACCCUUGAAGAGAUACUUUAGCAAGCAGCUCUCCCCGACGUCGUCGCAACUCCUCGGGGAGAUGAGCAUCGAUGGCCGACGAGAUUUGCUCAACCGUCAGAGGCAAUUCACCCCGCAGGACCGCCCCCUCCUCCUCUUCCAGCUUUGCUGCAGCCUCGAGAACAACAUCGCGGGCGAGAUCCUCCAGGUUCACAGGCUUCUCCUCGGCAUUCUUCUUCUCACCGACUUUCUUCUCCCCUGCACCGCCAGGGGGCCCACGGAAGCGCUUGAGAACGGUCUCCACCAUCUUCGAGAACCAGAAAUAGUUCAGGAAGUUGAGGAUCAGAUUGGACGUGACGUACGUUACGACUAACCAAGUAGGUACGCCACCGGCUGUGAAGUCCUUGAAUCGGGCAAUUUCGGCGUUGGCACGAGCACAAGUUUCGUCGACACACAUGCCGCCAUCCCGUAGCUUGAAAACAUUGGCGUUGAUAUCCACGGGGGCUUGGAGCGGCGAAGACGAGGAUAAAGACCAGGUCUGCUGGAGCGCAUACCACAUGUCCUUGUAGACCACGAUAGAUUGCCAGGUUCCCCAGACCAGGCGGCAGCAGAAGAAGACAGCGAGGAGCAUCAUGCCGUUGUACCACUGGGCACGGCUACCAGUCAUGUUGACCUUGUCGAGGAACCAGUGGAUAUUGAGGAAUGGGCUGGAGAGCUCAUAGAGAAUGAAGACGGGAGCGUAGUAGUUGAGAAAGGGUCUCUAUAGAUGAUCAGGGGUCAUAUCAGCAAAGGCUUCCUCAAACCAAUGAUAGGCGGGAAGGAGAGACGUGUAGACUUACGAAUCCAAGGCUAAAUACCCAGAGUGCGCUGACGGCAUGGAAAAGCAUACCAAUGCCAAACAUCUGUAGAUGCUGAGCGCUCACAAUCAGAUCAUAUAUGAAGUAUCCCACGGCCAGGGCCUGAAUCAAGCCACAGCCACCAGUAUAUCCGAAGACACGCUCACCAGCCGACAUAGACCGGCGUUCGUUGUCGACGAAUAUCUCCCACAAUGCAAGGGCAUUGAUGAGCACACUCUGAAUGAAUGAGACGACAUGAAUAUCCCAGUUCAAUUUGGUGCGGGCAUUAAGCGCCGGGUAUGAGCGGGGAAAGAGGAUCGGCGACAACCACGGCGAGACCACCGAGUGAAUGAACUGAUAGAACAAGAAGGCGCCGAUCACUUCAUGGAUAUGCUCGGUGAGAGUUGGACUGUUCCAAGCUAGGGCGUAGGGUUCGAUGAAAUUCCGCAGCCAGGUGGGCGGGGCGCCCAGGGGGUCCAGCAUAGUCGCUGUCGGAAGAGUCCCUGACGGAUCAGCUCUUAUCGAUGUGGGGAGCUUGGGGUCGGGAGAUGAGGCCAGAGAAGGGUAUCUGUGGUGGAGAUACCAGGAAUGAUUCCCGGUGUACCAUCCAACAGUCGAGGGCACUGGCAGACCUCUGGAUUAUGCAAAAGAGGACCUCAGGCACAGGAUAGACUGAAGAAAAG